CUACUGAAACUGAUUCUGAUGCUAUUGCAAUUUUCUCAAACUUUGGAAAUUGUACUAAUAUCUUUGCUCCAGGUACCCUUAUCACUGCAGCUGGAAAUCAGAGUUCUACCGGUCUUAUAACAUUUGACGGAACUAGUCAAGCAUCCCCUCACGUUGCUGGAACAGUUGCUUUAAUUAUUGCAUCUAGUGGAAAUAAAUCUCCUGAUCAAAUGAAGAAAUUUCUCGAUAAUUUAUCGACAAAAAAUGUAGUAAAAAAUCUUGAUAAAGUUACUCCAAAUAGAUUU
This is a messenger RNA of Racocetra persica, 284 nucleotides long. The record is from the annotation of a GenBank genome assembly. NCBI's taxonomy places the organism in Eukaryota, Fungi, Glomeromycota, Glomeromycetes, Diversisporales, Gigasporaceae.